This is a messenger RNA of Diversispora eburnea, 513 nucleotides long. Lineage: Eukaryota; Fungi; Glomeromycota; Glomeromycetes; Diversisporales; Diversisporaceae. The record is from the annotation of a GenBank genome assembly.
AUGUCUGAUAUGGAAUCUGAGAAUAUCUGGAAUAUCGGGAAUAUCGAGAAUAUCUUUGAAGACCCCAAAGAUAUUGAGAAUACCAAAAAUAUUGAGAAUAUCACAAAAAAAUCAAAAAAUCAAACUACUAAUAAUUUUUCAUCUACAAAAAAAUCAAAAAAGAAAACUAAUGAUAAUUUUUCAUCAAAAAAGAAAACUAACGAUAGUUUUUCAUCUAUCGAUGAUAAUUAUAGUUAUUAUAAUAAUUCAAAUUUAUCUGAAAUUGUUAAACAGUUUAGAGAAGCUGAUAAGAUUGACGAUGAAAAGGUUAAAACUAAAGAAAUUGAACAAGAAAUUGAAAAAAAUAUGAUUCCAGAAAUAUCUGCUCAUCCUGCUGCCAUUUAUACAAGUAGAAUAUUCAAAUUAAGUGAAUUUUCGAAUUCUACUAAUAAUAGUUUUUUUUCGAAGAAAAAUUAUGAAGUCACGUCUCGUGAGAUAAAUUAUGAUGCUUUUAUUCUCCCUUCAGGUAUUUGA